Messenger RNA from Haemonchus placei, 1017 nucleotides. The record is from the annotation of a GenBank genome assembly. Lineage: Eukaryota; Metazoa; Nematoda; Chromadorea; Rhabditida; Trichostrongylidae.
AUGCAAUGGUUGUUAGGCCUAUCAGCUUUAAUAUCUUAUGUACAUUGCCAACUAAACUGUGAUAUAUUAGAUCCGGAAUGUAGAGCAUUAUAUAGAUCUGGAGGAAAACGUUCUGCACUUCGACACAAAUUGAAAAAUAGUUGUAAUUAUCAAGAUGUUUGGUUGAUACCAGGACGAGCUGAUGCAUCCUGCACUCGUCCGGGAGCCAAACGGGUACUCGAGAUCAACCCUGGUCAGAUUCGUAUCAAACCAGACGUCGUUCGACUUCCCGGCUGCUUCACACUUGAAAUCAAAAACUUACGGGUUAAAGACGAUUCCGAUGCGAUCGGCAAUUCAUUCUUCGCCAAGGCCGAGUAUCAAUGGUGGAAUGUGAAGGACUUUUCAAAUUUGAAAUGUCAAAAUGCAUCGAAUAAUGGAUGCGGUGGUUACGGAAAUAAUUGUUACUACUGCGAUGUCUGCCACUCAUUAACCGAGAUCGAUCAAGGUGAUACGGACAUGGAUUCAAUAGCAAACCAACUGCGAGGAAUCAAAUGUCCGAAACGACCAGGUUACUAUACAUUCAGAAAGGAAUUUUGCUUCAAUGAUUGGGCCGCAUUCGAUUCUGAUGGCGAUUGUGAGAUGGAUUUCUUGCAAGGAGACAAAGGUGACUAUAGAGGUGCCUUGGCAACGUUGCAGCAAGUUGGCUAUGGCUCAGUAAUCGCUAAAAUUCGAUUAGCAUUCAAUGCUACUGGUGCCGUGGAACGAAAGCGAUUGUUGAAGGAGGCGCAGAUAGAACAAACCGUAGCGAAAGAACUUGAAGAACGACGCCGUACAUGGGACGUAAACAACGGUCAAUUUGACAAGUUCAGCCAGUGGUAUAUCGAAUACAGAAAGAAUAUCUGGCAUAAAGACGACUACCUACCGUGGCUGCUAUAUGAGAACGAAAUCUCAUGUCUGAAGAUAACGUUCGACGUUUGCGAAAAGCCGCCACGGCGAAUCAACUACGGCGGACGAGUUAGAUACACAUGUGAAAACUAG